AUGCCACUCAGGUCCAACUUUUGGUAUCAUGGUUUGGGGGCAAUCAGUUACGACAGCAGGAUCGAGUUGAUAGUUGUUGAAGGCACAAUGACCGCACGCCAGUAUGUGGACAGGGUGAUCCAUCCAGUAGUCAUACCUUUCAUGAACACCACUCAAAAUGGUAUCUUCCAACAAAAUAAUGCCCAUCCUCAUUCUGCUGCCAUCACAAGACAGGCCUUGCAAAGUGUUGCAAUCAUGGAUUGGCCCACCUGGUCUCCAGAUUUAUUCCCUAUAGAGCAUGUCUGGGAUGCCAUGGGUAGACUGAUUAUGUGUCAUAGCCAUCCAGCGUGCAUUGUACAACAACUGAUUGCACAAGUUGUGCAGAAACAUGUACCAAAUAGCAAUAAAACUUUGUGCAAUUCAUUUCAUUUUGUGUUCAUUUCUUCUGGGAAUUUAACAUCGGAAGGAAUUGAUGAAUGUAGUGAAGGUUUAGAAAAUAUUACUGUCAAUGCAAUUAUUCAGAAAGCUUUAGAUAGUGAUUUACGAGAAAUUGGUGCAAAAUUCCUACCUGAAGAUAUCAACAGAGGAAGAAUUGAAUCAAUAACUGGACCAGCAGUUCUUCAGAUUCAGAAAAUACGUAAUGUUAGUUCACCAAAAGUAAACAGUGGUUAUAGCAAUGCUCCUGACUUGCUUAGAGUUCAACUAACAGAUGGUCACACCACUUGUAAUGCUAUACAAUGGGGUAACUGGAAAUCAAUAAGCCAAGACAUACCUCCAGGUACAAAAUUAUACUUAAAACCAGGAAAAGUUAAAAUUCAAAAUUCCUUCUUAAUUCUUAGUGAAAAUCACUUCACUGUUUUGGGAGGAGAUGUGAGUGCUUUAAUAGAAAAAUGGGAGCUUAAUAAAAGUCUUGCUUGCCAUAUACGUGCUACAACUGGAUCAGAUGGUGGUCCACCUCCUUGGAUUCCAUUUGGACAACACAUUGAUACUAAUUCAUUGAAAAAUAUCAGAGGUAACUUUAAAUCAUUAGAACAAACUCAAAAAGAAGGUAAAGAAAAUGAAGCUUUUGAACAGCAAAGAAAGGCUACUAUAGCAGAAAUAGCUCGAGCUAAAGAGGGAAAAAAGAAAAUUUUUGGUGGAGGAAAACAGAUUCCAGAUGGUGAUAGUAAUAUUUCAAAUUCUUCAAUUUCAUACAACAAUAAAUCAAUGAAUUUAAACUUUAAAAAUGGAAUUUCUGAAUCAGUUACUGUUCCUUCAAUGCAUCAGAUUGCUACAAAAAGUCAAGCAAAUAGCAAAUGGGAAAAUAAAACUGUUUCAUCAAAACAAGAUCAGAAUAUUAAGAAACGAGAAAAGAAUAUACAGCAGUCUGAUGGUAUUGUACAGAGUCGACCUUCAGGUCAAUCUACACUCUUUGACUUUCUUCAAACUCAAAUUUCUCUUCCAGCAGGUAUAACAACAUUUUUAAUUUGCUUUUGAUUGCUUUUGUAUAAU
Molecule: messenger RNA, 1470 nt
Organism: Centruroides sculpturatus (bark scorpion)
Lineage: Eukaryota; Metazoa; Arthropoda; Arachnida; Scorpiones; Buthidae
Product: tudor domain-containing protein 3-like
Exons: 10
Coding region: 1-1455 (484 amino acids)
Cellular component (GO): nucleus
Molecular function (GO): nucleic acid binding
Source: RefSeq, a predicted model, not a curated record